UAUCUUGACUGCAGCCUACAGGAUGAGGAGAACACACACACACACACACACACACACAUCCCUCCUCCUCCUCCUCCUCCUCCCCAUCCUCGCGCAUUCAGCACCACGGAGAGCCGAACAGCGCGCGAGCACCGGCGGAUACGGAAAUAAGAGGAAAUGCGAGGAAUCACACUCACUCUCUAGACCUAUUUUUUCCCAGUGUGCAAGGCGUUCAAGUUGCUCGUCAGCUCUAUGUAGGUGCAGGAUGAUGUUAUGAUGAUGAUGAUGAUGAUGAUGAUGAUGUCGGUGGUGAUAACGGACGCGUUCUUUUUUUCACGCCCCAAGCCACAGUGCCACCGGAUCGCUACACAGGGCUCGACAGCAUCACCGUGAGUCUGCUGCGGUCUUCUGCUUUCACCGCCAUCAGAGAGGAGAGGAGAUGAAACCGGCCACGACUGCAGCUCUCAAGCUCAAAAACGUCGGAGCAGAGCCGUGUGCCGCGGUCUCCGGUUAGUGACAUGAAAACGCGGACUAGAAAAAAGGAAGAGGGAUGAAAAUGUAAAGGGGGGACACCUUUCCUGAGGACCAGAAGAUAAAAAAAAUACAGAAUCAGAGCUCGGUGAUGUGAUCACUGACAUCUUUCAUUUAAAAAUAUAUUUAUAUAUGAUGUGAAGACAUAUAUCAGGAAAAAAAGAUUUCUUACAUUUACCUACAACAAACACACACUCUUCCUCUCUCAUCUUGGAUUAUUAGCCUUUCCUUAAAAGAAAUACAAAUAAAAAAAAUUGACAAAAAUGGAGACCAGGAAGAACCAGGAGGUUCUGGAGAUGUUUGAAUCUCAUUGCUAUUAAACACACACUGGAGUUUGUUCAGCGAUUUCUGCAGGUUUCCACCCAGCUGAGGUGGAGUUGAGGAGUUGAGGUCUACAAGACGUCGGCUUCGCUCGGAGUGGUAUGUAUGGUAACGGACCGGACUUCUCCACCACGCUGCUCUGUGAUUAUCUUCCACUAUGACCGUCGGAGUUCUGGGAGAAACUGUCUACGAUCGUUCCGACCGUAACUAACCCACACUGAUGCGAAUUCUUGGGUCGAGCUCAAAGCGCGCCUUUCUACCAUGGGCUGCGUCCAGAGCUUCAGCUGUAAGUCGCGGGUCAAACGCGAGAACAUCACCGUGUGUGACAUGUCGGCCACCAUCGACCAGUGCCCCACGGUGAUCGAAGAGAACUCACCCAUAGUGCUGCGCUACAGGACGCCAUACUUCAAGGCCUUUGCCCUGGUGGUCAUGCCGCCCAUUCCUCGCCAUGAGACCUGGGUGGUCGGAUGGAUCCAAGCUUGCACUCAGAUGGAGUUCUACAACACUUACGGAGACAUUGGCAUGUCGAGCUGGGAGCUCCCGGAGCUGAGGGACGGCAUGGUGAGUGCGAUAAGCGACUCAGACGGUGUGAGCUACCCAUGGUACGGCAACACCACAGAGACAGUAACCAUCUCAGGCCCGACAUCCAAACCUUCACGCCUCAUUGUCAGCAUGAACGACAACUUCUACCCGAGCGUGACGUGGGCGGUGCCAGUGAGUGAGAACAACACGCCGAUGCUCACGCACAUCACUCGUGACCAGAGCUUCACCACGUGGCUGGUGGCGCUCAAUGUCGGCACGUGCGAGAAGAUCCUGCUGCAAACCAUCAAGUGGAGAAUGAAAGUGGACAUCGCCGUCGAUCCCUCCAUGCCUCUGGGCUCCAGGGCCAGGCUGGUUGGGCCUCUUCACCAGGACCAGCCCAAAAUCCUCACUCAAAUGGAACCCAUUCCCCAGAACGCCAUGGGCAAACCCAAUGCGAACGAUGCCCAGGUGCUCAUGUGGCGGCCCAGAAGGGGAACCCCUUUGGUUGUGAUUCCCUCAAAGUAGCUGGUUUGGGGAAAAGUAAGUGUGGAUACAGUAUAGUCCUUUCCACUGGGUUGGUUUUGGACUCGAACCUUUUCAGGAAAUAUAUCUAGAGCAGGGCAAGCAGAAUGUGAGAGCUGAGAGUUCUGUUGGUGAUAUACUGAGUGCCCCAGCUCGAUCUGGAAGGCCUUGUUCAUGCUAAUACGGAUCCAUUUGAAAAGUUGCUGUUUUCCGUCCAUUUAUUUUUUCCCAUUUGAAUGUUAACAUUGUGAUAUUUGAUUUGAUCAGUGUUAUAACCCGAAGAAAGCGAUGUCAGGAAGAAGAAACGUCUAUUAACUCUUGAUCACAGCACUGUUAUUAACCGUUAGCGGUGCACCAAGUACCUGAAUCUGAAUUGAUACCAGUUGGUCUCUCAUACCUCUGGAUUGGUAUUAGAUCUGACAUAUAAUAUAUGGUCAAAAGUUUGUGCACCCCUAACCAUCACACUUUUUUUUAACAUCUCCUUUGCUGUUAUACUAAGCUCCACUUUUCUGAGAAGGCUUCCCAAUGGAUGUUGGAGCGUGGCUGUAGGAAUUUGUGUUCAGUCGAAUAUUCUGUAAGAGCAUUAGUGAGAUCAGACUCUGAUGUCAGGAUGUUGAGGAGACUCCAGUUCCAGCUCAUCCCAAAGGUGUUUAGUGGGGUUGAGUCAGAGUCAGGGCCCUGUGAAAGACACUCCAGUUCUUCCACUUUUGCCAACCUUCACCUCCACACCAUGUCUUCAUGGAUCUGCUUUGUGCUUUGUCAUGUCUGGAACAGGGUUUGAGAAACCAGUGAAGGGGAGGUUUAACUCUUUAGCGUAUGAAGACAUUCUGUACAACUGUCUGAUUCCAAAUUUGUUUGGAGAACAAAGGUGUGUCAGUUGUCCAAAUAUGUUUGGUCAGAUGCUGAUUGAUACAACGCAGGUCAAUGAAGAUAUUGGUGUCUUGAAGACUAUACCAUGCCAAGCUGGGGCUACUUGCAAGGCAUGGUUGCUUGCUAAGGCGUGGCACUUGCCCAUUUCGGGAGAGACCACUUGGCGCUACCAUGACCAAGCACUAUUGGUGUCUUGAAAAUAGAAGUGGGAUUAAUGGGAAAAGUGGGAUUAAUGCAUUAGUAUUGACAGUAUGAUGGAUGACAGAACCAGGGCGUGGUAAGUCCUGCUGAAAGAGGCCAGUGAUAACGUACAGGUAUUUUUGAGCAGCGCAGCAGAACAGCAUUUACUAUAUCAUCAGAAGAUCUUAAGUUUGCAUCUCACAGAUGCCACAGCACUUCAUGGCCAGGAGAUCAACACAACAAACCUGACCCGGCUGUCUGAGCGAUCGGGAUGGCUCUCUCUCUCUCACCUCUCAAUCAGAGUAGUGUGAGCGAUGACCUGUGAUGUAGCAUGAGCAACAGUUCAGUUUGAGAAGAUGCACUGGUUGGCUUAACACGUCUUAGAUGAAGAACAUGCUAGAUUUCACCCUUCCUGGUUGGUAACAGGUGUGUGAUAACCAAGAGCUAGCUAGUGGGUAGGAAUGGGCAAAUGACCAAAUUGGAAGGGGAAAAAAACAACAAAUCAGAAAUAAGACCAGCAAUGAUCAGGAAUGUAGAACUUUCUGAUCCUGAAAACAUCGCUUUCAAAUGUAUUCAUAUUACUGUGGUAGGCAUUCCAGCAUUCUGGGGCUAAACUUUCUAGAACCACAAACAGGACCACUUGCCUUAAUUCCACACUACUGCCUUUGACUGGACGGACGGGGCCGAAGAGGCACGGAAACGCAACCUACGGACCGGCGAGCCGCCUCAGAACCAGCUCUAAGCCGGAGUACCAGAGACAGAACAGGAAUGCGAUACCUAAUGUGGGAGAAUAAUGACUGAUGAGAUGAGCUUUGAGGUUCGGUUCAGUUCUCUGUUCAUGAUUAAUGAUUUGUAUUAGAACAACAUUUUUCAAUAACCUUCUCGCAUUAAAGUGAUGCUAAGCUGAAGAGCAGCAUCAUACAGGACAGUGUUAGACGGAGACGUUUAAAAACCUAGCGCUCUACGCCAAACUUCACACCUAAGUCAUAGCCUGCCUUCUUUCAUCUGCUAAAAUGACGAUAUUGUAACCGAGGAAAAUACUACGCUCUUGUUUUUCGACACGGUUUCGGUGCUGUUCGGGAAAACCAGCAGUUUCUUUUUAAAGACAGUCCACAUGUCCACCGGUUUGAGAGCUGAGCAGUUCCGUACUUGGCUGUGUGCGAGUUUACAAAGUAAAACUAAUCACCAUAAAAGAAUGUACGAGUUUUCUACCUGGCUUUGACAACAUGUUUUUCCACACAGCACUGACGCACACAUUGUUGCCUUUUUAAAGGCGCGGUUUCAGUAUUUUCUUUUCCUUUAGAAUUGUUUUAGAGGCAAAAAUGACUCAGACCUGCCAACCUUCACAUGUUCAACCUUCACCCAGAAAAAAACACUAGAUGAUUUGGAAUGAUUGACAGUCGCGUAGAUGUUUUGAACUCUCUCAUAUAAACAGAAACCUCUGGAAGCUCCGCCCACUUUCCUCCCAACUCAUAUAAGAAACGUUUUCCCUGGUACUCACUUCCUGAUUUUUUUUUUAAAUUAUUAUUUAUUUAUUUAUUUAUUUAUUUAUUUAUUUAUUUAUUUUUGUGCACAGAUCUAGCAUCACAGAUUCCACAGAAGGAAAAUAUUUAGUGUUUAUUAAUGUAUUAAUGAAAUCAAAUGUUUUGAGGGAUGUUUCAUGCCUCACCUGACUAACUUUAGACAAGUACACUGAUCAGCCAUAACAUUAUGACCACCUGCCUAAUAUUGUGUUGGUCCCCAUUUUGCUGCCAAAACAGCCCUGACCCGUCGAGGCGUGGACUCCACUAGAUCCCUGAAGGUGUGCUGUGGGAUCUGGCACCAAGAUGUUAGCAGCAGAUCCUUUAAGUCCUGUAAAAUGCAAGGUGGGGCCUUCAUGCACCCCAACUCUCAACUUACAUGACAAAUACAGGAUACUUUUGACAGAUACUGACCACUGCUCACCAUGUUAUGCCUGAUUGGGGUAUGUAGCUAACAACAGCAAGCAAAAAUGUUUGCCAUGUGGAAGCAGUUCAGUAAGAGAAGAGAUUUGUGAAAGCACUAUAUUAAAAAAUGUAAGGUUUUUUUUCUUUUGUAGUUACUGCAUUUUCUCUCUACAUCCCCUUUCCCAGAAUUUCUCAUUAUUCCCCUUCAGGGUUGGCAGGUCUGAUUACACAGCCCCAGAGCCCCAGAUGUAAUCAGUUCUCAGUUGCACAGGAGAACAGGCUCAGAAACAGAGAUGUUGUUGUGGAAAAGCGCCGAAGGUUAACGCACUGGCUACCGGCAUCUUACUGGUGCAAAAUAUCCAUCAUUUUAUUCGAGGUCAGAGUUCAGUAUUUAUUCCGGUGCUCAAAACACCAGUCUGUGUAGAAUAAUUACUCCAUGAAAGGAGAAAGGAAUGUUUGUGCUGUUUCAGUGUUGGUUCCAGAGAACGAGAGAGGAAAAAAGCAGCGCUCAAGCUCUUUCACCUGAGAGACAACGAAUACAAACAGUGAAUCCCAGUGCUGCUCAUUACUGAGACAGGAAACAUUCCUACACACACACACACACAGAGUGAGAGAAAGAGAGAAAGACUCAGAGACACAGAGAGGAAGAGAGAGAGAUACUCUCAUGCACACACACACACACACACACACACACAGAGUGAGAGAAAGAGAGAAAGACUCAGAGACACAGAGAGGAAGAGAGAGAGAUACUCUCAUGCACACACACACACACA
Messenger RNA from Hemibagrus wyckioides, 5623 nucleotides. RefSeq names its product family with sequence similarity 78 member Bb (gene fam78bb). The record is from RefSeq and is a predicted model, not a curated record. Lineage: Eukaryota; Metazoa; Chordata; Actinopteri; Siluriformes; Bagridae. The transcript has 2 exons. The coding region runs from base 1093 to 1878 and encodes 261 amino acids.